CAACCAGCCGCUUCCCGGUUGCAGUCCCACUCUGCCUGUCGCUCAGCUCCAGCUGUCAGCCUGGGAUCCAGAAGCAAUUAAGAAACAGGGAAGUCUUUCCUCAGCAACACUUGAGCAAGUUUGGAGAAGCUGCGACCCCACACGCCCAGCCUCAGGACCCAGAGUCUCAUGGGCGGAGAUCCGUCUUACAGAAGCUUUGGUUCAAAACCCGUCUUUAAAGUCCAAUGCUGGACAAGACGACAGUGAUAAUGUGCAAUCAAGUCAACAUCAUGGAGAGGCAUUAAACUAAAGCUAAGCAUCUCCCAGGAGAGGGUCUGCUUAACUUCGAUGAAUCUUGUUAAGCUGAGAUAUUCAAAGUGGAGCAACUGAAAGAACUGAUUCCCACUCCCAGCAAGUUGAAUGGAGUGACCGACAAUGAGGGGGUGGACCAGAAUUCUGAUCCGGUUCAUCGGAAGACAGAAGAUUGCGAUCCUACGAGCGACUGUCUGACCAGCGAAAUGAAGGAUCUGCCUGUGCAGACAGACCAAGCGCUCCCACCUCUCACCGAGCGGAAGAAUGUUCUCCAGCUUCGCCUGCAGCAACGGAGGACCCGCGAGCAGCUUGCAGACCAAGGCAUCAUGCCACCUCUAAAGAGUCCAGCUGUAUAUCACGACCAAAGAAGAAGUCUGGAAAGAGCCAAGACAGAAGAUUACUUAAAACACAAGAUUAGAAGUAGACCCGAGAAAACAGACCUGGUUAAUAUGCAUAUCCUCCAAGAUACACCUGCAGAGGGUAAACUUCAAGCAACUCAGAUGAAACUGAAGAGGGCGAGGCUGGCCGAUGAUCUCAAUGAGAAGAUAGCCCAACGACCCGGGCCUUUGGAACUGGUGAAGAAGAAUAUAAUUCCAGUGGACUCCGCGGUGAAAGAGGCAAUCAAUGUUGGCCAAGUGAACUUCCCUAAAGCCCCCGACACAUUUUCCUUCGAAGAAGACAGCAGCAAUGAUGCUCUAUCUCCAGAACAACCCAGAAGUCAGGAAUCCCAGGGAUCAGAGAGCUUGCUUCCAGAAACAAAGUUCACUGAGUCGUCAUCACCUCUUGCAACCACUACAAUACAGUAUCUUCCUCACCUCUCCCAGCAGUGUGACUUAAACAGAUGUACACCUAAUAACCUGAUCAGACAGCCAGGAAGCCAAAACCAGCUGAAUGGCCAAGUUUCCACAUCAAUCCCAGUGCCUGCAAUAGUUAAAACCAAGCCAUCAUCAGAUGGGAAGAACCAGCGGCACAAGAAGCCAAAGGACACAAAGCCAAAGGUGAAGAAACUGAAGUAUCAUCAGUACAUUCCACCAGAUCAGAAACCAGAGAAGUCCCUCCCUCCGAUGGACUCGGCCUACGCCAGACUUCUACAACAGCAACAACUCUUCCUCCAACUGCAGAUAUUAAGCCAACAACAACAUCACCAGCAACAUCAAUACAACUAUCAAAAUAUUCUCUCUACUCCUAUGAAGCAGUCUGGUGAUCAGAUUUCCAGAAACACAUGCACCUCAGCCACUACCAUGCCAGGCAGCAGCCUAUCUCCUGUGAGAUCCACAAUACCAGGCCAAACCACCUGCUGUCCUUUGAAGCCAGGACCUCUUCCAUCCAAUCUGGAUGAUUUAAAGGUAUCUGAGCUGAGGCAGCAGCUGAGAAUACGAGGCCUUCCGGUGUCUGGCACCAAGACGGCCCUAAUGAAGAGGCUGAAACCGUUCCAGGAGUCCAGCAGCAACAACCUGCCAACCAACAGCACCAGCACUACCUUGUCCAGUUCGCUCGGCGAGAUGACCACUGCACCGUUCCCCAUGGCCCCCAUCACCUCCCUGUCGAGCUUUCAGACUCAGACGGCCACCACCGUGCUGACGAACGGCAUCUAUCAGUUUGGCAGCACCAGCUCCACCCCUCCCAUUUCUCCGGCAUCGUCUGACCUCUCCGUAACGGGAUCAGACUUGAGCGGUUUGCCUGACAGCUUCAGCGACGUGCCCGUGCCAUCACCGCAGCUCGGACUCCAGCCGUCGCCCGUUCCGCUGAGCGCCGAGGACAGUCUGAUGGGCAGCAUGAACGGGGGCAGCAUGCACGCGGAGAUGGAGGUCUUCGACACUCAGAGGGACAAGAUGCUGAUGGAAAAGCAGAAGGUCAUCGAGGAGCUGACGUGGAAGCUUCACAUGGAGCAGAAGCAGGUGGAAGAACUGAAGAUCCAGCUUCAGAAACAGAAGAGGAACAACCUGCACGACCACCAGCAGCCGCCGGCAGUUCAGCCGCUCUUCAGCGUGUCCGUGAAGCAGGAGAACCUGAUGUCCAGCUGCCCUUAUGCGGGGCAACAGGUAAACAGCCGGAGUGUGACGCCAAUGAUCUCCUCCACCUCCAGCAACAGUUCCACCGAGAGCUUGAAUACGUGCGGUACGCCACACAAGGCGGGCGUGGCCAACAGUCAGGUGUGUGGAGAAACCACAGAGCACGGCACGGUGAGGUCGCCGCCGUUCCUGAGCCCGCAGUGCUCACCGCAACAUUCUCCUCUGGGCGCCCUCGCCGGCAGUCCGCGGCACGCCAGCCUUCCACCGUCUCCAAGCAAUCACUUCCUUCUACCCGUCUCACCCGCCCCACUAAACGGUGAUGGGCGGAGUGGCUCACCACAUCAGCUUCAGUCCAUUCCAGCGUGCAACACUCAGCUCAAGAUGCAGGGCUCAAAGGGACAGGAUCCUCAGCAGCAGAACAGCAGUCCUCAAUUCCAGCAGCAACUCCAGCAACAUAUAAUACGACAGCAGAUCCUCAGGAAGAUGAAUGUCCCUAAUUCUCCAAAUCAAGUUGGUCAAAAGUUUGUCAUCAACGGUGCUUCCUUCUGUAACUCAAAUUCAAUCCUUAGCAAGAUCAAACAACCUCCAUCCUAUGAAGAUGCAGUGAAACAGCAAAUGACAAGGAGCCAGAUGGAUGACCUGCUAGAUGUGCUAAUUGAGAGUGGAGAAAUGCCACCUAAUGCCAAAAAUGAUCACCAUUGUGCUCAGAAAUCAGUGCCUCAAAUCACAGUCUCAUCGGGAGCCUCCACUGUGACUGUGCACAGGACUUCAUCAAGUCCUUUUAACCACAUGUCUCCCCCCCAGCUCUCCUUUGACCAUUGUGCCAGCAACAGUGACAAUCAACUUGAAGCCCUCCUUAACUCUCGCAGCUCUUUGAGCAGGGGAAGUGAUAUUACACUCCUUAAAAUCGGCAGUGAGGAUUCCCAACUUGACAGCAUCGGUGAGGGCUUCACCAGCAACUCCCGAGAAGAUAUGCUGAACGCUCGAGACAUCCUGGAAAACCCUCUCUCACCGAUGGAGACCCAGAUGUCACCUUGUUCCACACAUAGCCAUGUUAUCAACCUAGGUCUUACAGAAACUCCCCUGGAGAAUAUGGACUGGUUGGAUCUCACACCACCCAGCUCAACUGCAGGCUUUGGAUCAGCUGGUUCCUCCACUCCAAGCAUCUUCUCUGCAGACUUCCUGGACGUUACAGACCUGAACUUAAACACAACGAUGAACUUGCAGUGGUAACGUGCUCAGGGGACUACAAACUACUGGUAGAUUUAAAGCCAUUUAAACAGCAAAACAAAAUAGGAAGGAAGCGUGUCGUUUGUGUGUUGGCAACGGUAAAGUAAAUGGAAAACAGCAGUUGGCUUACAAGAUUAUUGCCCUGUGGUUAUUGCAUGUAGUAAUGUUUGAAUGAGUUGAAAGAUUCAUAAAAAUAUGUGUUACUGUGUUUUACUGGAAGCAAAGUGAACGCAGUCCAUCACAAAACAGAGGCACCUGCUUUAAUUCUACAUCCGACUAAAUUGGCAGGUGCGAUAUGUAGGUUAGAUAUACUGGCCAACUCUCAAUUUGGCGUUAUGCACACAACACCCAUUUCUUUGUAUAUAGCUUAAAUUUAUUCAUAACUUUUGCAAGAUUUUUUAUAAUUUUUAUUAAAAAAAAGAUUCUUUACUAAGCAAGCGAUAUUUGCUAUUCUGAAUAACGGAAAGUAUUAAAAUGCGUCUUUUCCGAACCACAUUUGCAAGUCACCUUUCUUUAUGCAAUUUGAUUCUUUGUUAUUGUGAAUAUAUUUUAUUGUUCACUUUGCACAAUUAAAAGUAGAAGAGUUU
Molecule: messenger RNA, 4120 nt
Organism: Amblyraja radiata (thorny skate)
Lineage: Eukaryota; Metazoa; Chordata; Chondrichthyes; Rajiformes; Rajidae
Gene: myocd
Product: myocardin
Exons: 17
Coding region: 498-3536 (1012 amino acids)
Biological process (GO): positive regulation of transcription by RNA polymerase II; smooth muscle cell differentiation; cardiac muscle cell differentiation
Cellular component (GO): nucleus
Molecular function (GO): transcription coactivator activity
Source: RefSeq, a predicted model, not a curated record